CUAGUUCAGUGCCACCCCCAACUUUAGUGCUGCCAGAGUAACAGCAAAAGUGUGGCCAAAACGCACCCACUGCAGUGCAUUUUCAACAAAAAUAAGUUGAAACAUUUGCGUUGCAGCUGCAGCAAAAAAAAACAACAAAGGCGCAGGGCGAGACUAACGGGAGUUGAGGGCUACCCAGAUAAUUCAGAAAGAGAGCUAAUCCCGGUCCAGAUCAAGAUCGCAAUAUAAUCCAGCAUGGCGGAUCCCGAACGACAGAGCCUGCUCACCAAGGACGAUGGAAAUGGCUACAAUUCGGUGGCUGCCGCCGGCGAGGAGGGUGCCGAUAAUCCAGGCGGUUCAUCCUCGGCAGCCGUAAACAAUGAGGACGGCAGUGGAGCACCAACGGCCGUGCCGUGCAUCGGACCCGAUGAGCUGCCGCCGCCGUAUCAGCAGAGCAGCAAUACGGGAGGCGUACCAAUGGUCACCUGUCGGGUAUGUCAGCAGAUGAUUGACAUUACCACGAAGCGGGAGCAGCACGUGGUCAAGUGCACCCACUGCAAUGAGGCUACGCCAAUUCGAAAUGCCCCGCCGGGCAAGAAGUACGUACGUUGUCCGUGCAACUGUUUGCUUAUCUGUAAGAGCUCCUCGCAGCGCAUCGCCUGCCCACGGCCUAACUGCAAGCGGAUCAUUAACCUGGCUCCGAGUCCCGUUACCCCUCCCGUGCCCACUAUGCCAGGAAUGUGCCGGGUGACGUGCGGCCAUUGUUCGGAUACCUUUUUGUUCAACACGUAUCAUAAUGCUUUGGCCCGGUGUCCACACUGCAGGAAAGUUUCGUCGGUUGGAUCUCGGUUUGCCAAUAGCCGUGGAGGAUUAUUCGCCAUCCUGGCACUGGUGUUCCUCGUCAUUGGCAUUGGCGUUACCAUCGGCACAAUCUCAUAUGCCUCGUCUCACGGUGGCAUGUACUUCCUCUAUGUGGCGCUGUUCGUGAUCGCCGGUUGCUUGUUGGCCCGCUCCGCCUACUAUUUCCGCCUUAAAGUGAGCGCCAUAGACGGGCCUAUGUAAAGCUAAUGCUAGAACACGGGGCCAGCAGAAACGGAAGUGCAUUGUUUUAUUUUUAUUUUUAUACAUAUAUAUAUAUAUUAUGCAUAUAUAUCAUUCCUUUUGAUAUUAAAUGUAAUCCGUAAACUAAAAAUGUGCAGCCAAUAGCAAAGGGAAUCGAUUUCUCCGCAAAAA
Drosophila bipectinata is the source of this 1212-nucleotide messenger RNA. Its product is annotated as type 1 phosphatidylinositol 4,5-bisphosphate 4-phosphatase. The record is from RefSeq and is a predicted model, not a curated record. Gene Ontology annotation, molecular function: phosphatidylinositol-4,5-bisphosphate 4-phosphatase activity. Gene Ontology annotation, biological process: phosphatidylinositol dephosphorylation. Lineage: Eukaryota; Metazoa; Arthropoda; Insecta; Diptera; Drosophilidae. Gene Ontology annotation, cellular component: phagocytic vesicle membrane; plasma membrane; late endosome membrane.